Aspergillus alliaceus is the source of this 588-nucleotide messenger RNA. RefSeq lists its product as uncharacterized. The coding region runs from base 1 to 588 and encodes 195 amino acids. Lineage: Eukaryota; Fungi; Ascomycota; Eurotiomycetes; Eurotiales; Aspergillaceae. The record is from RefSeq and is a predicted model, not a curated record. The transcript has a single exon.
AUGAAGCUCCCAUGCUCACUCCUCUUCCUGCUGCUCUGCAGUAUCAUCUCCGCUACACCAACCGUAACCUCCCUUGCCCAACCCAACCCUCACAAACCAAACGAACAUCCCCAGAACAAGGACAAAAACGCCGACGACCUAACCUCCAAACCCACCCAGGAUCCCUCCGGUGUCACACACCUAGGCCUCGACGGCAUCCUCCGCCAAUACGACGGCACCGGAAAAGUCACCAACUUCGACCAAUUCAGCCCUGCUCGAAUAAAACAGUACAACGAUUGCUUCCCCGAGAAAGAUCUACUUGCGAAGGCAUUCCAUGGCGUUGACGGCCGAAAGGUCACAGAUAAAGAGCAGUGUCUCCAUCCAGGAGAGCAGUACAAGCCGAAGUAUGACGGUGACGACAAGUCAAAGGAUGGGGACAGUGAUAAGGUUAAGGACAAGAAUGGUGUGCAGUCCAAGGGUUUGGGGGAUGAUGACAAGAAGGAUGGCUGUGAGCAGAAUCGGUGCAGGAAGCAUGAGGAGUGUGUUACACGGGAUUGUAGUAGAUUCUGCGGUAUGUCGGGGGCGUUGCCGUGGGGAUAUUGUCAGUAG